AUGGAGGCCCAGGGGGCCAGCCUGCACGGGGGGCGCUGGGCGCUGUUGCUGCUGCUGCUGGGCCUGGCGACGCCUCUGGCCACUGCCCAGGUGCUCAGCCAGGAGGAGGCCGCGCUCCUGGCCGUGGAGGAGUUCAACCGGAACUCCUCAGAAGAGAGCCUCUACCGCCUGCUGCAGCUGGACCAGCAGCCCGACGGGGACGAGAACCCAAACACCCUGAGGCCUGUGAGCUUCGUGGUGAAGGAGACUGUGUGCCCCAGAAGGACGCAGCUGCCGCCUGAGCAGUGUGACUUCAAAGAGAACGGGCUGAUGAAAGAGUGUGUGGGGCUAACCACCCUGGACCAGAAAAAAGGCUACUUUGAAGUCAACUGUGUGGAGCUCAAGGAUGUGAAAUUGAGAGGGCUGCUGGGCGGACUCUUACGGAAAGGAGGACGGAAGAUUGGUGAAGGCAUUGAGGGAUUUGGCAGGAGAAUCAAGAAUUUUUUUUCAAAUCUUUCGCCCAGGGAAGAGUCCUAAUAGUCUGUUUUGUCCUGGCUCCGGCUUCUGGACUCUGAAAAAUAAAUUCUUGUGAAAGCAACUUUCUCCGGCCUCAAUUUCACUUGUCUUGCCUUCUCCCAGUUACCAC
Messenger RNA from Miniopterus natalensis, 625 nucleotides. RefSeq names its product cathelicidin antimicrobial peptide (gene CAMP). The record is from RefSeq and is a predicted model, not a curated record. Gene Ontology annotation, molecular function: lipopolysaccharide binding. Gene Ontology annotation, biological process: defense response to Gram-negative bacterium; defense response to Gram-positive bacterium; innate immune response. Lineage: Eukaryota; Metazoa; Chordata; Mammalia; Chiroptera; Miniopteridae. Gene Ontology annotation, cellular component: extracellular region.